AUGCUAACCGAAUCAACAUUAUCCGCUGCUGAAGCUGCUGUUCAGGAACACUUCAAGCUCACCCACACAAGAGACGAGGAUGGCCGCUGCCAGGUACGUUUACCGUUCAACCAUCUCAAGGACCAGCUUGGUGGUUCCUACAGCAACGCAAGGAAACGACUUGACAGGCUGAUGGUUUCACUCGCACGGAAUCCAGUUCGUGCUGAGCAGUACUCCGAAUUCAUGUCCGAAUAUCUGGCACUCGGUCACAUGAAAGAGGUGAGCGCUUUGAUCGACGAGGGAUACUACAUUCCACACCACGCCGUCUUCAAAGAGUCCAGUUCCACAACCAAAACACGAGUCGUAUUUGACGCAUCAGCGAAAACAACAACUGGCAUCUCGCUAAACGACACUCUCCUGGUAGGCCCAACAGUGCAAAGCGAUCUGGUUUCGAUUCUGUUCCGAUUUUGCACUCACCAAGUAGCGCUAACAGCAGACAUCCCAAAAAUGUACCGCCAGGUCAAACUUCAUCAAGACGACUGCAAGUAUCAACGGAUCCUAUGGUACAACCAAGCUGGCGAACGUACCAUCUACGAGCUACAAACGGUAACUUAUGGUGUCGCAAGUUCCCCGCAUCAUGCAACACAAGCGUUGCUCCAACUGGCAGCAGACGAUGGCGAACAAUUCGAAUCAGCUGCUCGAGUCGUCUCCAUGGAUAGCUACAUCGACGACUUCCUGACGGGUGGCAAAACGGUCGAAGAGGUGAUCAACAUCUACAAUCAACUAACGCAACUCCUGUCCAAAGGUGGUUUUGGCGUACAUAAGUUUUGUUCCAGUGGUCCAGAGGUGUUAAAACUUAUCCCAAACGACUUGCACGAGAAGCAAAUUGGUUUCGAUUCUGAUGUCAACGAUUCGAUUAAGACACUUGGUCUCAUCUGGAAUCCAACAGCUGAUUUCUUUCGAUUUUUCAUUCGACCGUCCAAAGGUAAUUCAACCACGAAGCGAAGUGUUUUGUCUGACAUCGGCCGACGCUUUGAUCCCCUUGGAUUUUUGGGCCCGAUCAUCACCACGGCGAAGCUUCUGAUGCAGGACAUUUGGCGACUGGGAAUUGGCUGGGAUGAAGAGUUGCCCACCGAGCUGCAACUAAAAUGGCAAAACUUCCAACAACAACUACCAACCAUCAACGAGAUGCGCAAACCAAGACGUGUGAUAGCGAACCAUCCAACACUAAUCGAGCUCCAUGGUUAUUCCGAUGCAUCCUGCCAGGCCUACGGUGCGGUAAUAGACAUUAAAAGCAUCUCCUCCGACGGAACCACACAGUGGCGACUUGGACGUAUCGAAAUUCUUCAUCCCGGCGAGGACAACAUCGUGAGAGUGGUGACGGUCCGCACCGCUAGUGGCAGCGAGUUCAAGAGAGCGGUUACAAAAAUAGCCUUACUUCCGGUUGAUCUCGAGGGCGAGACUCAACGGGGGGUGAAUGAACGAUUGAAAAAUUAA
This is a messenger RNA of Uranotaenia lowii, 1476 nucleotides long. RefSeq lists its product as uncharacterized. The record is from RefSeq and is a predicted model, not a curated record. NCBI's taxonomy places the organism in Eukaryota, Metazoa, Arthropoda, Insecta, Diptera, Culicidae. The transcript has 2 exons. The coding region runs from base 1 to 1476 and encodes 491 amino acids.